AUGCUAAUUUCUUUGAAGUUCAUCAGCUCAAAAUCUGGAAAAUCCUUGGCACUCAAGAUCGAAGACAAGACGUAUCUUUUCAAUCUGUUUGAAGGAUUUCAAAGAUACUCAAUUCAAGAACAGUUCAGUUUGGUUUCUGUAGAUUCUAUUUUUCUGUCAUCCAAAAGCAACAUUUCUGGUCUAAUUGGCACAUAUCUGACAAUUGGUGAGUCAUCAAAGACAAAUCUAAACAUUGUUUCCAACUUCAAUACCGAUUUCUUUCUGGUUUACAAAUAUGCUAUCUCUCCCACGUUGAAUCUUACGUUUUUGUCCGAAUUCAAAGACGAGUUUAUUUCUGUCAAAAUGUUUGAUUGGAACGGUAUUACAAAUUUUAUUAUAGCAUUACCAGAAAUAAAAGGAACUCUGCACCCAGAGAGAGUGCCGCCGCAUAUUCCAAAGAGACUAUACAAAAAGCUUAUUUCAGAUGGGUUUUUGGAGGUGGAGGAUGUGAUAUAUAAGUUCUCAAAUUUCUCUGAUCCAGGUAUCAUUUUGAAUGACAUCUGUCUAGUUUUUAGCGAAAUCGGCACUGAGGAAAGGCUGGAUGGAGGUAUUGCCACGCUAAUAGAAAACAUACAGUGUUUUUUCUGUUUUACGAAGAGUAGUUAUGCGUAUUUUUCUAAGCAUUAUUCACAGAUCAGGAAAUCAUCUUUGGUUGAUAGCAAUCUGUCGUGGGAUAAACCAUUACCAAACAAUGUAAAGUUCCUUGGCAGUGUUGGUUUGUCUAAAAACAUAGAUGAGCCAUCUAAUAGUUUAAAGGAACUGUCCAAUGAUCUACAUGAACAGUCUAGUAAUAAUUUUUCUGGUGUAUUUUACGUUUCAGACAACAGAUUUGUAGAAUAUGAAGAUUUCUAUUUAGAACAAAAGUCUUUGAGUCAAAAUGAUCAAAGAUACUUACUUCCAUCUUCGGAAAGCACAAUUCACACAGAAAAUUGGAAUAAUAAUAACAAUAGUGUUAUUGAAGCUGGUUAUUCGCUAACUUUUGACAAAAAAAAGGUUUUCAUUUAUGUAAAAAACCACAUCAAACUCCAGAUAGGGUUAGUUACCAGUCUUCAUAUCCGUGUAUUGAAUUUCUUGGCACAGGAUGUGCAAUUCCCUCCAAAUAUAGGAAUGUUUCUUCAAUACUUUACCAAAAUUCUCAAUCUGCUGUUCUUUUUGAUUGUGGAGAGGAUACAUUAA
Messenger RNA from Vittaforma corneae ATCC 50505, 1215 nucleotides. RefSeq lists its product as uncharacterized. The transcript has a single exon. Gene Ontology annotation, biological process: tRNA processing. NCBI's taxonomy places the organism in Eukaryota, Fungi, Microsporidia, Nosematidae. Bases 1 to 1215 code for a protein of 404 amino acids. The record is from RefSeq and is a predicted model, not a curated record.